UUGUUACAUCCUCUGUUACCCACCUGUGCCGCGGAUGCUGCCGACGGAGCAGACCUCGCAUUAAAUGGGAUAAUUUGUGCUUUUUUCUCCCUUCCCGGAUGUGUUUUUUCUCACCAUUGGGCAUCUGAGUUGUGAUGAUGCCUUCUUUCAGUGUUUGGGAUUGGUAAUAGCCUUCUGAGCUGGGGUGAUACAUCAUUCGUAUGUGAUUGAACAAUAUUGUCUCUUGGAAGUGGACAAAACAUGGACUAAUUUUUAAAAAAAUUCACCAUGGGAUUAUUACAGCUAUUUCUGGUCCUCGGUUUAUUUUGCGCCUUCUCAGUUUUAGGUUUUGGGGUUGACCCUGCCCUGCGCAUCAGCGUAUUUGAUGAACUAACGCUUGAAGACGGCUUUGAUGGAGUUACUCAGGUCCAGGGUUUCCACAGCGAGUCUAGAGCUUUCCACUUCCAAGGUUCCUCCAGGGAAGUGAAGGCUCCUGCUGAGGUGUCAGAGCGGAUGGUCCAGAAGUUGAGAGGCAAGAGUGAGUUUACUGUGUUGGCGACUCUCAAACAGGAACACCUCAACUCUGGGGUCAUCCUCUCUAUCCACCACUCCGAACUGAGGUUCCUGGAGCUAGAGAGCAGUGGCCAGCGUAAUGAGGUGCGUCUUCACUAUCGUACCAAAGGCCAGCAAGCCCACACUGAGGUGUUUCCUUACAGUCUGGCUGAUGACCAAUGGCAUAAGGUCUCUGUUGCCGUCAGCGCUUCUCAUGUCAUACUACACGUCGACUGCAACAGGAUCUAUGAGAGGGUGGUGGAGAUCCCCUACAUGGACAUACCUGAGGAUGCUUCCCUAUGGCUAGGACAGAGGAACAGUGCUCACGGCUUCUUCAAGGGAGUGAUGCAGGACGUGGAGAUCCUGGUGAUGCCACAGGGUUACAUCUCACAGUGUCCAGAUCUUAACAGAACAUGCCCAACCUGCAAUGAUUUCCAUGGAUUGGUGCAGAAGAUCAUGGAACUGCAGGAUAUCCUUGCCAAAACAUCCAGCAAGCUGUCCAGGGCGGAGGAGAAGAUGAAUGGGCUGGAUGGCUGCUAUUGUGAGCGAACCUGCAGCGUCAAGGGGGUCGUCUACAGGGAGGAUGAGGGCUGGACAGAUGGCUGCAGGAACUGCACAUGCACGAAUGGCACGGUGCAGUGUGAGGCCAUCUCCUGCCCUCCCCCUCAGUGCCCAUCAGGCACAGCGCCUGCCUACGUAAAGGGUGCCUGCUGCAAGGAGUGCCAGCCUGUUUGCCUGUUUGGUGGGAGAGAGCUGGUGGAGGGGGAUCAGAGAGCUGUGCGUGACUCCUCUGGCAGAUGUCUGCUGCUUGAAUGCAGGGACAGGACGAUGCAUCGAGUGGCCCUCAGUGAGCCUUGUCCUGAACUCAACUGUCCAGAGUCAGAGCAGAUCACGUUGAUUGACAGAUGCUGCAAAGUCUGCAGAGGUCAUGACUUCUGCCUGGAGGGCCACAGCUGCAUGGAGCACUCUGACUGUGUAAACCUGGAGACAGGAGACUGCUGUGUCUGUAAGGAUGGCUUCCGCCCACUGCGAGAUGAUAACGCCUACUGUGAAGAUAUUGAUGAGUGCGCUGAAGGGAAGCACUACUGCAGGGAGAACACCAUGUGCGUUAACACCCCUGGCUCCUUCAUGUGCAUCUGCCACACGGGAUACAUCAGGAUCGAUGACUACUCCUGCACAGAGCAUGACGAGUGCCUCAGCGGACUCCACAACUGUGAUGAGAACGCCUUGUGUUUCAACAUGGUCGGGGGCCACAGCUGCUCCUGUAAGCCCGGCUAUACAGGCAAUGGGACUGUCUGCAAAGCUAUGUGUGACGGAUUAUGCCAGAACGGGGGAACCUGUGUCUCACCAAAUAACUGUGUUUGCCAACAAGGAUUCACUGGGAGGAGAUGUGAGACAGAUAUUGAUGAGUGUUCAGAUGGCUUUGUUGAAUGUGACAGCAAAUCCACUUGUGUCAACCUGCCUGGCUGGUACCACUGCGAGUGUCGUGAUGGCUACCAUGACAAUGGCUUGUUCUCAGCCAAUGGGGAGUCAUGUGUAGAUAUUAAUGAAUGCAAGACGGGGAGGAACACCUGUGCCAACGACACAGUGUGCUUCAACCUGGAGGGGGGCUAUGACUGCCGGUGCCCCCAUGGGCGCAACUGCACCGGUGACUGUAUCCAUGACAACAAGGUCAAGCACAGUGGGCAGAUCUGGGUGCUGGACAGCGAUAGGUGCUCCGUCUGCUCCUGCCAGGCUGGCCAAGUGAUGUGUCGUAGAAUGGUGUGUGAUUGCGACAACCCCAACGCCGACCUGUUCUGCUGUCCCGAAUGCGACCCUCGGCUGAGCAGCCAGUGUCUCCACCAGAACGGCCUGUUCACCUAUGGCAGCGGGGACACCUGGGUGGAGAACUGCCAGCAGUGCCAGUGUCUGCAAGGGCAGGUGGACUGCUGGCCUCUGUCCUGCCCGCCUGUGGACUGUGAGUUUACGGUGGUGCCGGAGGGCGAGUGCUGUGCCCACUGUGUCACUGACCCCUGCCAAGCUGACACCAUCCGCAACGAUAUCACCAAGACGUGCACGGACGAGCACAGCAUCCCCCGCUUUAGCGGCUCCUCCUGGGUUAAACAUGGCACCGAGUGCACCCUGUGCCAGUGCAAGAAUGGACACAUCUGUUGCUCAGUGGACCCCAUGUGCCUUUAGUCCCGGCAGAUCUGAAGGCACCUGUACAGUGUUCUCCAUGUAAAAAAUAACACCACUCUACGUCUUUUCACUGUCCUCCUCACAGACUGGGGUCAAAUAGUAUUAGCAUUUUUAGCAUUUGUUAUAGUCUGCUAUGAGUACCAGAUGGAUGGGGAUUACUCAUCAGGAUAAUUCAAACAGUGUCACAUUGUCAAUCACAGAAAAAUCGUGUGUCCUGUGUGGUCAACCCCACCCAUCUGUUACCCCAAGCAGGCUAAAACAAGCACUAAGAGUUAUUUGCAAAUACUGUGACUCAUGUCUGCCUCCUCAACUCCUCUUUAUACCAAAUGCGAACAUAUACCAAACAGACCAUGGACUACAGUUUCCACAAACCCACUCUUUGUUCAGCUUCACCAAUCAGAGUGAACCUUUAAGGAUCACCGUUCCCCACUCCAAAUCAUUGCUACAUGAAUCUGUAAGAUAUUACUAUUACUGGCAUGACUGUGCUUGAUGUCCAAACAUUUUUGCUGAUUUCUAAUCUCUUAAUGAUGAUACCCUAGAUAGAGUAAGGCCGUUAGCAUAAGUUUCCGUUGCCACAUUUACAAGAGUCGUCUAUAUUAUGUGGUGCUUUGUAGCAUUUUGUUCCAAUUCUCUUUUCUGUAAUUUAUUUCCAAGCUUGUUAUUGUGUAAUGGUGAAAUAAAGUAUUUCCAUUUACAUU
This is a messenger RNA of Myripristis murdjan (pinecone soldierfish), 3407 nucleotides long. It is a transcript of the gene nell2a, whose product is annotated as neural EGFL like 2a. The record is from RefSeq and is a predicted model, not a curated record. NCBI's taxonomy places the organism in Eukaryota, Metazoa, Chordata, Actinopteri, Holocentriformes, Holocentridae. Gene Ontology annotation, molecular function: protein kinase C binding; calcium ion binding; heparin binding. The transcript is spliced from 20 exons. Gene Ontology annotation, cellular component: cytoplasm. The coding region runs from base 268 to 2709 and encodes 813 amino acids.